CUCACCCUCUGAGUCUCGGAGUUUGGCAGCCAUGGCGGCAAAGCUUAUGCAUGCGGUUCAGUACAAAAGCUAUGGUGGAGGACCUUUUGGUUUAAAGCAUGUUGAGAUUCCAAUCCCCUCUCUGAAGAAAGAUGAAGUUUUGCUGAAAACAGAAGCAGCUAGUCUGAAUCCAAGUGAUUUUAAAAUUCAGAAAGGCCUGGUGCGCCCUUUUAUCCCACGCAAAUUGCCUCACACACCUGUUACCGACGUAGCCGGAGAGAUAGUAGAGGUUGGACAAGGAGUCAAGAAGUUCAAAGUGGGAGACAAAGUUGUGGCAUUACUGAGCUUUGGUAAUGGAGGUGGACUGGCUGAGUUUGCUGUAGCUAAAGAGAAACUAGUAGUUGCUAGGCCUCCUGAAGUUUCGGCAGCUGAAGGUGCAGGCUUACCUAUGGCUGGUCUCACAGCUCACCAGGCUCUCACCAAGGAUGCAAUGAUCAAGCUUGAUGGAACUGGCCAGCUGAAGAACAUACUGAUUACUGGUGCCGCCGGUGGUGUUGGUCUCUAUGCAGUCCAACUAGCAAAGCUUGGAAACACUCAUGUUACAGCCACCUGUGGAGCUCGGAACAUUGAAUUGGUGAAGAGCUUAGGGGCAGAUGAGGUUCUUGACUACAAAACACCUGAAGGGGCAUCCCUGAAGAGCCCGUCAGGUCGAAAAUAUGAUGUUGUGAUCCACAGUGCAUCAUCAGCCAUUCCCUGGUCAGUCUUCGAGGCAAAUUUGAGUGCAAGAGGGAAGGUAAUAGACCUUACUAUUGGUGCAAGUAAUCUGUUUACUUUUGUUCUGAAGAAAAUCACUUUCUCCAAGAAGAAGCUGGUGCUACUGGCUAUAAGUGCCAAGGCUGAGAACUUGGAUUGUCUUGUUAAGUUGGCCAAGGAAGGAAAACUCAAGACAGUAAUUGACUCAAACUACCCUCUGAGCAAGGCUGAAGAUGCUUGGGCUAAAAGAAUCAAUACCCAAUGCACUGGGAAGAUCAUUGUGGAGCCUUGAGUAGACAAAAUUUCCUAGGAUUGUAAACUUCAUGAAACUUUUUGCAAUUGUAGUAAACCUCAU
Prunus mume (Japanese apricot) is the source of this 1087-nucleotide messenger RNA. Its product is annotated as chloroplast envelope quinone oxidoreductase homolog. Lineage: Eukaryota; Viridiplantae; Streptophyta; Magnoliopsida; Rosales; Rosaceae. The record is from RefSeq and is a predicted model, not a curated record. Gene Ontology annotation, molecular function: oxidoreductase activity.